Leptonychotes weddellii (Weddell seal) is the source of this 745-nucleotide messenger RNA. Lineage: Eukaryota; Metazoa; Chordata; Mammalia; Carnivora; Phocidae. The record is from RefSeq and is a predicted model, not a curated record.
AUGUGGUGGACCACCUCCCAGACAUCCCUGUACCAGGUCCUGCUUGGGGCACAGCAGCUGGUGAGGCCAGGCCCACACGCUGUGUACGCCCGGGUGAAGCGGGUGGAGAGCAACCCCCUGUACCAGGGCAUGGCCUCCAGUGCCGACGUGGCCCUGGUGGAGCUGGAGGCACCGGUGACCUUCACCAACUAUAUCCUCCCUGUGUGUGUGCCUGACCCCUCGGUCGUCUUUGAGACGGGCACGAACUGCUGGGUCACCGGAUGGGGCAGCCCCAGUGAGGAAGACCGCCUGCCCAACCCGCGGAUCCUGCAGAAGCUUGCAGUGCCCAUCAUCGACACACCCAAGUGCAACCUGCUCUACAGCAAAGACACCGAGUCAGGCUUCCAGGCAAAAGCCAUCAAGGACGACAUGCUGUGUGCUGGCUUUGCCGAGGGCAAGAGGGACGCCUGCAAGGGCGACUCGGGGGGACCCCUGGUGUGCCUGGUGGGUCAGUCAUGGCUGCAGGCCGGGGUGAUCAGCUGGGGUGAGGGCUGUGCCCGUCGGAACCGCCCAGGUGUCUACAUCCGGGUCACCUCCCACCAUACCUGGAUCCAUCGGAUCAUCCCGGAACUACAAUUCCAACAGGCCAGGCUGGGUGGCCAGAAGCGGGGGCCCCGGCAGUCCCUCGUUCAGAACUCUGUGCCCUGCCUGGCAGCCCAUGCGGGCCUCUGGGUCCUUGUGGCCCUGCUCACCCUCCUCUGAGCCC